Molecule: messenger RNA, 879 nt
Organism: Eremomyces bilateralis CBS 781.70
Lineage: Eukaryota; Fungi; Ascomycota; Dothideomycetes; Eremomycetales; Eremomycetaceae
Exons: 2
Coding region: 1-879 (292 amino acids)
Cellular component (GO): transcription factor TFIIH holo complex
Source: RefSeq, a predicted model, not a curated record
AUGGCAUCUGGAAACCAUCACCACCAGGAGCGACCCGGAGGUUUUCUCCCCCCAAUUCUUCCCUCUCCACCCGCCUCGUCUCCCAGCAUCGCGCCAUCCACCCUUCCCCAUCCUCGGGACCAUCCUCUAAAGGCCGGUGGCGCCAAAGAAUCCCAUCUCAUCCGCUUUGUGGAUCAGCGGAUUCUCCACAUCCAGCGGAGAUAUGCAAAGCGGACGGAGGGCGGGUUCACCGUCGGGCAACCAGUCGGCGAAGAGAAGGAUGAUACGAGGGGGUAUACGAGCUUAGGAGAGGCGGCGACGGAGUUGGAGAGGGUGGUGGAUGUGGUUUGGAUCUCAGGGACACCAUCCGUACAAAUCCCGUAUCUCCUCAACCUCGCGCUGUUGCUAUCAACCUAUCUUUCCGGGUUUGCCUCUCCCCGCAGACUAACCAGCGUGCUACGACCGCUCUUCUCUGUCCUGGGCAAGCUGGAUCUCGCGUUCGCCUCUCUCAUUCAGGGCCGCAACGUCGAGACGGAGGAGCCAUUGCCCGGGAGCGAACGAAAGGCGUCGCUUAUGAACGGCACCGAGAAAGUCCGGCUGAAGAGCAUCGUGGACGGCUCGCGGGUACGCGUCAUGGAGAUUGUCACGUCGGCCUACGUAGAUGACGAGGACGAGGAAGAAGGGAUUGGGAUUACGGCCACUGAGACCGAAACGGAAGGGGAAGGAGACGGGCCGACGAGAUACCAUUCGAGUCGAGCGGAUGAUGUGGAUGAGGAGAUGAUGAGUGAUGAUGAGCCGACGAGCUGGGAGAUGGCUGCGGCGAGAGUAUAUGAUCGGACGCUGGUAAUGUUGGGAGACACGAUUGGAGGGACUCCCAUUGGGAUCAUCACGGAGGAUUGA